AUGUCGAUUGAUUAUCUUCAGGAAAGGCAUUAUGAGUACACUAAGGACAUCAGCUGCUCAUAUCAGUACAGUAUUCAGCCAAAAAACUUCCAUUCUCAGAGUCCCCUAAGGACAAUUAGACUCUUCCUGAGGAAGAUUGUGGAAUCUGAGAAGUGUGCCCAAAAUUUAAGUUACCUGGCUGAGCAGUGCUGGAAUGGCGGCUUCAUCUACCUGAUCAUGCUGCGUCGCUUUAAGCGCAAAUCUCCUUCUACUUAUAAUGGUAACAGUAGCAACAGCUCUGAACCAGGAGAAACACCUACUUUGGAGUUGGGUGACCGAACUGCAAAAAAGGGGAAAAGAACCAGAAAGUUUGGGGUCAUCUCCAAGCCUCCUGCCAACAAGGCCACCGAAGAAUCCAAGGGCAGCACUGGCUGUGAGGUGGCCAGUGACCCCAGUGCUGAGCCAGAGAAUGGCACUGACCCUGAGCUUGGAAAUGGGCCAGGCUUUCAGCUAGAAAAUGGCCUAGAUUCUCUCAAGGAGGUGGCUGGACCCCAUCUAGAGAAGUCAGAAGUGGACAGAGGGACAGAGCACAGACUUCCAAAGACAGAUGCUCCUCUGACCACAAAUAAUGACAAACGCCGCUUCUCAAAAGCUGGGAAGACAGACUUCCAGUCGAGUGACUGCCUGGCACGGGAGGAAGCUGGCCGGAUAUGGAAGAUGGAGCUGCUCAAAGAAUCGGAUGGGCUGGGAAUUCAGGUUAGUGGAGGCCGAGGAUCAAAGCGCUCACCUCACGCUAUCGUUGUCACUCAAGUGAAGGAAGGAGGUGCCGCUCACAGGGAUGGCAGACUGUCCUUGGGAGAUGAGCUGCUGGUGAUCAAUGGUCACUUACUGGUCGGGCUCUCCCAUGAGGAAGCUGUGGCCAUUCUUCGCUCAGCCACCGGCAUGGUGCAGCUGGUGGUAGCCAGCAAGGAAAACUCUGCAGAGGACCUCCUCAAGCUAACAUCUAAGAGCUUGCCUGAUCUGACCAGCUCGGUGGAGGACGUGUCCUCUUGGACCGACAACGAAGACCAGGAGGCAGACAGAGAAGAGAACGAAGGAACCGGCCCGUCUUCUGUCCAGGGAGCAAUGCCUGGCACAGAUGAGCCCCAAGAUGUGUGCAGCAGUGAGGACUCCAAAGGGAACUUGGAAAGUCCCAAACAGGGCAACAGUAAAAUAAAGCUCAAGAGUCGUCUCUCAGGGGGUGUCCACCGCCUAGAGUCUGUGGAAGAAUAUAACGAGCUGAUGUUGCGGAAUGGGGACCCUCGAGCCCGGAUGUUGGAGGUCUCCCGCGAUGGCCGGAAGCACUCCCUCCCCCAGCUGCUGGACUCUUCUGGUGCCUCGCAGGAAUACCACAUUGUGAAGAAGUCCACUCGCUCCUUAAGCACGACGCAGGUGGAAUCUCCUUGGAGACUCAUCCGGCCAUCCGUCAUCUCUAUCAUCGGGUUGUAUAAACAGAAAGGCAAGGGUCUUGGCUUUAGCAUUGCUGGGGGUCGAGACUGCAUUCGUGGACAGAUGGGGAUUUUUGUCAAGACCAUCUUCCCAAAUGGAUCAGCUGCGGAGGAUGGAAGACUUAAAGAAGGGGAUGAAAUCCUAGAUGUAAAUGGAAUACCAAUAAAGGGCUUGACGUUUCAAGAAGCCAUUCAUACCUUUAAGCAAAUCCGGAGUGGCUUAUUUGUCUUAACGGUACGCACAAAGUUACUGAGCCCCAGCCUCACGCCCUGCUCAACACCCACACACGUGAACCGAUCCAGCUCCCCGAACUUCAACACCGGUGGGGGAGCCCCAGUGGGAGGCUCCGAUGAAGGCAGCUCUUCAUCCCUUGGUCGGAAGACUCCUGGGCCCAAGGACAGGAUUGUCAUGGAAGUAACACUCCACAAAGAGCCAAGAGUUGGAUUAGGCAUUGGUGCCUGCUGCUUGGCUCUAGAAAACAGCCCUCCAGGCAUCUACAUUCACAGCCUUGCCCCAGGAUCAGUGGCCAAGAUGGAGAGCAACCUGAGCCGUGGAGAUCAAAUCCUGGAAGUAAACUCAAUCAAUGUCCGCUAUGCUGCUUUAAGCAAGGUCCAUGCCAUUUUGAGCAAAUGCCCUCCAGGACCUGUUCGCCUUGUCAUCGGUCGACACCCUAAUCCAAAGGUUUCUGAGCAGGAAAUGGAUGAAGUGAUAGCACGCAGCACUUACUUGGACAGCAAGGAGGCCAAUUCCUCUCCUGGCUCAGGUACCCCCUUGAAGAGUCCCUGUUUUGCAAAAAGGGACUCCCCUAUUUCUGAAUCUGACCUCUCCCAGUACUUUGUCCAAGAGGUCCCUGGCCCCUUGUCAGACUUCACGGUGGCCGGCUCUGAGGAUGAGGAUCGCCCAGGAAGCGGCUGCAGCACAUUGGAAGACAACAGCCUGCCUUCCGGCAGCUCCACUCACAAGGAGCCAGGAAAAGCCAGGGCCAACAGUCUUGUGACUCUAGGAAGCCAGCGAUCCUCUGGGCUCUUCCACAAGCAGGUGACAGUGGCCAGACAAACCAGUCUCCCUGGAAGCCCACAGGUCCUCCGAAAUCCUCUCCUCCGUCAGAGGAAGGUAGGCUGCUACGAUGCCAAUGACGCCAGUGAUGAGGAAGAGUUCGAUGGAGAAGGGGACUGCAUUUUACUCCCAGGGGCCCUCUCAGGUCCCAGCCGGUCUCUGACAGAUGAAAACUCUGGGCAUAUCUCAACGACCUCUUCCAAGGUCAUGGUUGUCAGCAAUCAAGAGGAGAAACCUCAGAAAACACUGGUCAGUAAGGCCUCCUCAGUGCCACUCCUGGGUAGCUCAGUGAACUUAGAGGAAAGUGUCCCAGGGGAUAUGGUUGGCACUUCCUCCCAUGCAGCCAACCUGCUGGACUCUGCAGAGGCCCCCAGAGGGUGCCCUGGAGGCUCUUGGAAGAAGGAGCUGUCAGGAUCAAGUAGUUCACCCAAACUGGAGUACAAAGCCCAUACAGACACCCAGAGUCAGCUAAGCACAGAGAGCUCCAGUUCCUCUCAGAAGAAUGAAGGACUGGGGUCCAGGCACAGACCAGUGGCCCGGGUCAGCCCCCACUGCAAGAGACCUGAGGCUGAGGCUGAGGCUGAGGCCCAACCCGGCAGCUCGGAGACGGUGAACCCAACUGGCAGAGCCAAUGAACCAUGCAGCGUGGACUUGAAAGUCCAGGCCACUGCCGUCAAAGUGACCGUCCCUGCUUUCCAGGCAGGUGGAAUUAUGGAGAAGGAAUCUCUGGGCAAGCUGACCAUCGGAGAUAUCCGUGUCCCUACCAGCAGUGGGCCAGCCAGCGCUCUGUCCCACCCAGAUAGCAGCUACCUCACAGAGAACCUGCCCAAAACUGCACCAGAGCAGGGGCAACAACCCGUCACUGGGCUGGACAGAUCCCCUGACCUCCUCCCCUCCCCCGGGAAGAAGGGGACCACUCAUCCUGACCCCGGCAAGAGUCUGGUAGACACGGGGCCAGGCAGUCAGCCCGAGCACCCCAGCCAGCCUGUGUCACCCAGGCUUUCCACGUCCAAGUGCAUAUCUUCAAAUACACUUGCCCACACGGGCAGCAUGUCCCCAGGGGAGACGUCAGCAGCUCCUCCUGACUGCAGCAAGACCCCGGCAGCUUCAGAAGACAGCUCGCCCCGCCACACUGGGAGGGCAGCUGCCCCCAGGGGAGCGGGACCUGGGACAGAGGGCACAACACCGGCUCGUGCCAUCCUGCCCCAGGACCCCACGUCACAGGAGCAGAGACAGGAAGCUCCGGGGGACUACAGCAAGGCUUUAGAAAAGACAGGAACCCACGCACCUGAAGGCUCCCGGGAGUGUGCUGUGCCGGAGGAAGCAGAUUCUGUGUCCUCGGGGGCACCGCAGGCCAGCCUCUUCCCACCACUGUCCACUGACAAGAAGACCAAAGAAGAGUGUGGCGGUGUCUCGGGGCACUGCUGCUCCUCACGGGGUGGCAGAGAGAGCCCUGUGACGGACAUCGACAGCUUCAUCAAGGAGCUGGAUGCUUCUGAAGCCAGGCCUCAGCCUUCCCAGACGAGGGACUGUGGGAGUCAGCAGGGCAGUGCUCAGGGCCCACCGCCAGCCGAGCCAGCCACAGGCGGCCAGACCCCCUCCCCAAGGAGGGCUACUGAUGUCUCCCCUCCCCCACCGUGGGCCUCCCAGCCUUCUGUUUUGGAUUCGAUCCAUCCUGACAGACAUUUUACUGUGAACAAAAACUUUCUGAGCAACUACUCUAGAAAUCUUAGCCAUUUUUAUGAAGACGGCACCUCCCGGUCAGGCCUGGACGACAGCCUAGAGCCAUCUCUCUCCUCCAUGUACGGCAACGCUGAGGACUCGUCUUCUGACACCGAGUCGCUCACCGAAGCCCCUCAAGGCCCCCCCCGGGACAGCUGGUCACCUCCUCGUGCCCGUGGGUCUCCCCAUGAGGAAGAUGCAACCGAGUCGGAGGAGGAACAGAUUGAAAUGUGUUCCACAAAUGGUUGCCCCUGUCCACCCUCGGGUUCUGCACAUCCUCCCACCCAGGCUGUCCCCUGCCCUGCUUUGGCCAGAGUUCUGCCUCUAAGGCACAGUGCUCUGAGUGAAUCAGUGGACAGUCCACGUGAGAGAGCCGCCUUCUUGCCAGGGGGCUCACGCGCUUCCAUCGCCCACUCUUCCCGGCCAUUGUCAAUCUUGGAUACAAGCUCUCAGGAGCACGAAACGCUUGUGGACAUAAGCACUUCACAGAAGAACCACAGGGCCCCUUCGUGUGCAGAAGAAAAGACAGACAUCACUGGCACUAAUCCAGCUGUGGAAAACAGUCGGCCCUCUAAAGUCACCAGGCAUUUGCACAACCCCCCUGGCACCCUCAGCUCCCCUAGCCUGGUAAAUGGUUUGGAACAUGACUUGCUAGAUGACAAAACCCCAGAUAAAUAUGAAACAAAUGUUCAUGCAACUGAAAAUCCAUCCUCCCUAAGUGUGGAUGUCCCCAUGAAUGGAGAAUCUGUUUUGGAAAACCUGCACAUCUCGGAAAGUCAAGACCUGGACAACUCGCUACAGAAACCAAAAAUGGCCACCAGGAGGCCCAUCAUGGCCUGGUUUAAUAAAAACCACCAAGGUACGCAGUUGCAGAACAGAGCUGAAAAGGAGCAGUCUGUGAUGCCAGCCAGAAGUCCUGACUCCAAAAUUCAGAUGUGGGGUUCAAGCCACAAAAAGGUGGUUGCUGUGCCUCAGAGUCCUCCCCAGCCAAAAAGGAACCUGGAAAAUAAGGACCCGUCUAAAAAAAGUUCUGUUGAAACACUUCUAAGUAACUGUCAGAAACCCAAGUGUGGUCCUAAGCUGAAGAGACUCAGCAGCAAGGGCAAAGGCAAGGUCAGCUCCGAGACCCCUGCUGCCAGCACUGUGAAGGCCGGGGGGAUGGACCACAGGAAGCCCUUGAUUUCACCCCAGGCCUCCCACAAAAUACUUUCUAAGGUAGCAUCACAGCGGCUUCGCAUAUCUGAUCCCGAGGAACCUGACAGAAAAGCCACAGCUACUCCCAGGACUCCCCAGUGUGUGCCAGAGAGCAAGCCGCCCCUCGCCACCUCUGGGUCGCUGAAGCCCUCGGCGUCCGACUCGAGCAUCAGAACAUUCAUUUCGCCCGUGCCCUCCCCCAAGGCUCUUCCUGAGCAAGGUGUGUGUGGUAGGUUCCACAUGGCCGUCCAUUCAGAACCCAACAGAGGCUGCCCAACCGCCCCCAGGUCACCCAAGGGUGGGGUCGAGGGCAAGGCGCCCCGUGCCGACUCAGGGCCGGUGAGUCCCGUGGUUUCCAGAAACAGCAUAUCCAUAACAGGGAACAGACAGAGUGAGCAGCGCCCGGCCGGGGACUCGGCGUCGGAGGCAGCCUAUCCCAGGCUCACCUGUGGAAAAGGAAGUGGCACGAUGGCUAGUGAUCUCUUAGAAAGGACAAACCAGCUGAAAAUCCUUGAGAGGCCAAAGAGUGCAUGUGGUGACAAGCCAGCGGAAGGUGACGGACGGGGAGGAUGCUUGGCCCAGAGCAACUGUCAGGAGAAGAGUGAAAUCGGACUCGGCCACCCGUCAGUGGGAUCGUCCCCAAGUCACCCGUCCUCCCUCCUGUCUCAUGCCUCCCAGGUGGAGCCAGAAAUGCAAAGAUCCUCCAGCAUGGCCAGACUGGUUUCCUCCUCUUCCUCCCCUCAACUUCCUGCUAGAAAGGUAGAUUCUUCCCAGGGAAAACCCAGCCAGAUGCCCAACUCCCUAGGGGUUCCCCAGAAUGGCACAUCAGUGGGCCCCUCGGGGGAGGACCAUCCCUACUUCACGCCACGCCCGGCGACCAGGACCUACUCCAUGCCAGCCCAGUUCUCAAGCCAUUUUGGACGGGAGGGUCAUUCCCCACAGAGCCCGGGUCGCUCUCCCCGGGACAACCAAGGUCCUGUCCUCCUCGACGCAAAGGCAUCCAAAGGUGGUAUUCUUGGUCUGGUUAAUGGACAGGGUGUAUAUAGUAUCAAGCCUCUGCUGGAAACAUCGAGGAACCUUUCAGCAACAGGUGAAGGGGAUAUCAUUUCAGUCCAGGGGACGACCUGCCUAGUCACAGACAAGAUCAAAGUCACCAGGAGACAUCACUGCUAUGAGCAGAACUGGCCCCAUGAAUCUACCUCAUUUUUCUCUGUGAAACAGCGGAUCAAAUCUUUUGAGAACCUGGCCAACUCUGACCGGCCUACAGCCAAGUCUGGGGCGUCCCCGUUUUUGUCAGUGAGCACCAAGCCUCCUAUUGGGAGACGGUCUUCCGGCAGCAUUGCCUCGGGGAGCACUAGCCACCCCGGUGACGCGGCCGCCAGGUCGCUGAGACGCAGCUUGAGUUCCUGCAGCGAAAGCCAAAGUGAAGCCAGCGCUCUUCUCUCCCAGAUGACCAAGUCCCCAUCCACCAUGACACUGACCAUCUCCCGGCAGAACCUGCCAGAGACCACUAGCAAGGGCCCAGAUGCAGACCAGAGGAAAUCACUGGGUCCUGCAGGAAUUCCCACCCCGUCUGUGACCCCAGCCUCUCCUGUCAAGAGGAACAAGUCCUCGGUGCGCCACACACAGCUCUCCCCCGUGUCCCGCUCUAAGCUCCAGGAACUGAGGGCCUUAAGCAUGCCUGACCUUGACAAGCUCUGCAGCGAGGACUACGCGGCAGGGCCGAGAGCCAUGCUCUUCAGAACCGAGCUGGAGAUCAUCCCCAGGAGGUCACCUGGCUCCCCUGCUGGAGGCCUUUCAUGUCCCCAGAAGGGUGGGAGCAAGGCCUGUCCAGGGAGCAACCCUAAAACCAGUGAACCUGCAACAGCCAGUUCAGUCAGUAAUGUGGAUACAACUGCCCAGGAUUUCCCUUCCAGCAAAAGCUGGUCGGUUAAUUUGGAUCAACUUCUAGUCUCAGCGGGAGACCAGCAAAGAUUACAGUCUGUUUUAUCAUCAAUGGGGUCGAAAUCCACCGUCCUAGCUCUCAUUCAGGAAGCGAAAGCACAAUCAGAGAAUAAAGAAGAUAUCUGCUUUAUAGUCUUGUAUAAAAAAGAAGGCUCUGGACUGGGAUUCAGUGUGGCAGGAGGGACAGAUGUGGAGCCAAAGUCAGUCACAGUUCACAGGGUGUUUUCUCAGGGGCCAGCUUCUCAGGAAGGGACUAUGAACCGAGGGGAUUUCCUUCUGUCAGUCAACGGCGCCUCCCUGGCUGGCUUAGUCCACAGGGAUGUCCUGAAGAUCCUGCACCAGGCACAGCUGCACAAAGAUGCCCUUGUGGUCAUCAAGAAAGGGAUGGAUCAGCCCAGGCCCGCUGCCAGGCAGGAGAUUCCCACCGUCAAUGGAAAGGGUGUACUGUCCAGAAAGGCCGUCCCCCUGGAGCCUGGAAUUGAGAGAGGCGUGGCCAUCCAUGACGCCUUGUGUGUCGAAGUGCUGAAGACCUCGGCUGGGCUGGGAUUGAGUCUGGACGGAGGAAAGUCAUCUGUGUCUGGAGAUGGGCCCCUGGUCAUUAAAAGAGUGUACAAAGGGGGCGCUGCUGAACAGGCUGGAGUAAUAGAAGCUGGAGAUGAAAUUCUUGCUAUUAACGGGAAACCCCUGGUUGGGCUCCUGCACUUUGACGCCUGGAAUGUUAUGAAGUCCGUCCCAGAAGGACCUGUGCAGUUAGUAAUUAGAAAGCACAGGAAUUCUUCAUGACUUCUAACAAGAAUCUCCUCCAUCAGUUCCCUUCUUUUACGUCAGCAAAUAAGAAUGACUUCUUUGAACCAUGGGUUCUUGAAACAACCAACAAUGGCAGAGACAAGGACUAUAAAAAUCUCCCAUUUGUACUUGCACAUGAAGCCUGACUCACUGCCUUGUGCAGCAGCAAUGAAGUUGAACCCUGGAAGCCUUCCACCUGGGGCACCCAGGCAGAGAGGCUCCUCUUGUUCCAGUGUCUGUCCCCAGCCUUCAGGUUUGCUCAUGGAGAUACAACAUAUAACACACCCUUCUUCAUCUGAAGCACUCGCUGACCUUUGCAUCCCUCUUGCCAGCUCUUCCAACAUACCCAAUCCUGGUGAUUAGGGAGCUAACAGAGUCUGAGGGGGACACAGAUGUCACAACUAAACGGACUAUAGUUUUAUAUAAUUUUGUAAGUCAGUGACACAAUGCUUUUAGACACACUCAAUGGCAGGAGGACCUGUAGGUCUGUGUACGUUACCCUGAAAGAGAAUGAGACUUUAAAAAAAAAGAAGAAAAUGAAUUAGGACCUAAUCGUUAGGCUGAGCUCAGGAAUUAUCCGAAAAUGGAAAAAGAGAAAUGCAGAAAGUAAUAUUUUUUAGUGAGUGUAAUGUAUAAUGUAUGGAUGCAGAGUUCAACUCAAUAGGAUUUUGAUCACCAGGAAACGUUGAUCAUUUUCUGUCUCUAAAAGUGUAAGUCAUAAGGCUGUUCUACAAAAUAGUUCUGAUAAACUGUACUCGAUAGCCAUGAGCUUUGCUGCUUAGAAGCAGAAAGUUCCAGAUCUGAAAGCACCUUACGUCUAAUUUCUGAAUUUGUCUUGAGUAAGUGCUUGAACUCAAGGCUGGUCAACAAAAGAGCAGGCAAAAAUACCACAGUCACUGGGUUUCUAUUUCUAUAUUUUAUGCACUCCAACUACUAAUCUAAACUAAAUUUUUAGAAACCAAGUAUCUUUUUAAGUGGCCUUGGACUUAUAAACAUAGGCUUUAUAUUUACAAUCCAGAUAGAGGAGCUGAAACUCAUCCUUUGGUUGGCCUUUCUCCUCUUACCCAACAUGCUUAAGAAACGUCACGUUCUAAGUGCUGGGUCUCUUCUUGACCUGGCCUAAUGGCGUAACUGCGGUGGCUGAAGUUUUUGCCAUUUCUGUUUUCCUGCUUUGCAGUUUCUUCCAUUUGCCAAAAGCGUCUUCCUGCAAAAGUGUGUUCCUGCUGUGGCUCGUGCUGCCUGUGACACCCACCCUGGCUGCUGCUCCUCUGUAGCACGAGCUCCUUCUCGGUAGCCUUUCCCAUUCCCGUUCCACAUGCCGUGCGUCCCCACGUAGCUGGCUGUUCUCCCCUUGUACUGGACCUUAUCUCCUUAGUAAUUUCCAAACCUUCAUCAGCUUUGUCUACCGACAUGUCAUGAGGAGGAGAAAGAAAAUGAAGCAGGGUAUGCCUACUAAUGAGAAAUGCAGGAGUUUCUAAAGCAAUGUGGAGCAAUGGAAUGGACUCAUUCUAGGAGUCCUUAGACCUCAUAUCCGGAGUACAGGGGUGGACCUCUGGCUUAUUACACGAUGUUAAAGCCAUCAGCCAUUUCUGCUACAUCUUGCCAGAAGGUUUCCCUGGCCAGCAGUUGGAAUUUAAGGGAAGAAGCAAAAACUAAACUGUCUUUGACCCUAAGAUAGAAAGCUAUUUAUUUGUCUUCAGUGUUCAAGGCAUGACUAGUAUUUCUAAUUAGUCUAAUAAAGUCCCACACUUCCUGAAGUGAACACUAAUGGUAUUGUCCGACUCAAACUGUCAUUGUUUUGUUUUUAAACUGGUCAGUCAUUCACAAUAAGCUAUGAGGGUAAAUAUGUGUUCUAACAAGUAAAUCGUAGUUGCAAGAAUAGACCGUGAAGAUUGAAGUAGGUUGGGUAUCAUUUCCAUCCUCUCACACACAUCUCAUUGAAUUUGAUGGUUGACUUAAUUGGCACCACACCUGGGGUAUGGUAUUAGACAUUAUCCUUUAUUUAUGUAAAGUAAAUGCCUUAUAUAUUAAAGAGUAAGUGCAAUAAUAUUAAACAGCCUGUACAUUUUUAAACUGUUGUCGCCAAGUUAUGUAAAUCCACAUCUCUGUAAACAAUCUUUUUUAAGUAAUUUUAAAAAAAUAAACACUCUGUUUACUACUA
Carlito syrichta (Philippine tarsier) is the source of this 10330-nucleotide messenger RNA. RefSeq names its product PDZ domain containing 2 (gene PDZD2). Lineage: Eukaryota; Metazoa; Chordata; Mammalia; Primates; Tarsiidae. The record is from RefSeq and is a predicted model, not a curated record. Gene Ontology annotation, molecular function: protein binding. The transcript is spliced from 25 exons. The coding region runs from base 1 to 8166 and encodes 2721 amino acids.